AUGUCUGGAAUACCAGGAACGUCAAAACCAGAAUUAAAACAGACUGGUCUUGAUGGAUUACUUGGUAAUUCGUAUCAAGCGUUACUGGCAAUGAAUGUGUUUGUCGAAGCGGUAAUAAGGCCAAUAAAACUGUUAGAGUUGGAACGAGAAGUGGAAGGAGUGGGAGCGUUUGAUGAUGUUGUGUACCAUCAGGGGGAUGCAAAAUACAUUUUAUUGCAAGCAAAGCACAAAACAAGUCAAUAUAACACCGCUAUACAAGGUAGCAAUUUGAUUGCUGACUUUAGCGAUGAUUACAGUUUAUUGAAAUAUAUUUGGUCGUAUAGUGAGGCUGAAGAAACUUUUAGGAAGAAAAACGGAAGUGUUCAGCAAUCUUUCGUUUUUACAAACAUUCCAUUAAAUGCAUCGACCGAGACAGGGUUGGUCACCGUACGGAAAAAACAACCGAAUAAUAAAAUGAGAAUAAGUUCAAUUAAAGUGAACAAAAUCGAUUUGGAUGCAAACGACAUUUUUUAUCUGCAGAAGGAAGAUGAACCGAAAGUGGAAUUCUAUCAAUUUGAAUUUGAGGACGCAUUGUUGGAAUUGAUUCGGACAUUUAAGCCGAUCGACAAGGAUAAAGAUAAAUUGGAACGAAUUCGAAAUGAUAAAGUUUGUAUUUCAAAUGCCUUAUCGAAUAUCGUUUAUGCCGUUAAGCAAUGUGACGAAAAUACAUUGACUGAAAUAAUUAAAGAAAAGAUUAGGCAAAAUUUCAAAGUUAUUUCACCAGACACCGUGUUUAACAAAUUAAAACUAGCACUACUCAACUGGAUGACAAGAAAGCCCGCCGAAUUUCCGUUGAUAAUCACCUAUGAUAUUGCACAAAGGGAUGCUCAACAGGAAGAAAUCGUUUUGGAAGAACUUCUAAAAUUGAUUUUCAAUAAAACAUUGACCGAUAAAGUUCACAUGCUUUCAGUUUGGUGGGCAGCUUUCAAGCAUAAACGUUUAUUAGAAAAAUGGGCUUUAGAUCAAGAUUGUAUUGGACGAAGUGCAAUUCACUAUGCUGCUUUCCUGGGAAGCACAGAUGCUCUAACACACUUACUCACCAUCGAUGAAGUUGACGUUGAUAAGAGGACCUUAAAAAAUAUAACACCUUUGCACCUAGCAUCGCUCAAUGGUCAUCCAGAUGUUGCAAAGCUGUUAAUUCAAUAUGGUGCAGAUGUAAACGCGACAGAAAAUAACGGGUACAAUGCUUUGCAUCUUGCAGCUCAAACUGGAUAUUCUGAAAUAGUGAAAUUGCUGGUUGACAAAGUUGCCUCGAUUGAUGCACAAACAACUGAAGAAUGGUUUACACCAUUGCUUUUAGCAGCUUCUAACGGUUAUUUAGAAAUCGUUAAAUUCUUAGUAAACGAUGGUGGCGCUGAUUUAAAAGUUAGGUCGAAAAGAGGCUUUACUCCCUUGAAAGUGGCAUCAUCCAAUGGGCAUUUGAACGUAGUUGAAUUUUUAGUAGACACAGACAACCAUUCAAUCAACGAAACUGCAACUGAAAGUUUCAAUGCUGUACACGUAGCUGCUCAAAAUAAUCAUUCAAAAGUAGUUAAUUAUUUAAUCGACAAUUAUUUAGACGACAUCGAUGAAAGAGAUGAGCACGGCUACACAUCUCUACACAUAGCUGCUAUAAAUGACUGUUAUGAAGUCGUUGAAUUAUUACUGGUUAACAACGCAGACGUUAAUGCUCAAAAUAAUGAUAAAUUUACACCAUUGCAUCUAGCAGCUAAAAAUGGGAACGAUAAAGUGGCAACACUAUUGAUAAAUCAGGGAGCGGAUCCUAAUGCAAAAGGAAGUAAUAACAUUUCUCCGUUAAUGAUCGCAGUAUUCAAAAAACACACAUCAAUGGUAGAGAUUCUAAUCAAAGAAGGUGCCGAAAUUGAUGUUUCAGAUUCAGACGGAUUUAAUGAAGUCAAUAACGAAUUGAAUGAUCAAACAAGUUCCAGUGAUGACGAAAAUGAAGGUGUUAACGAUACAGAUGAUGCCGAAGCUAAAAACGAAGAGGAUGAUGAACGGGAUAAUGGGGAGGAUGAAAAUAAUGACGUUAACGUAACAGAUAAUGAUAUCCAUAAUUCGGAAUCUAGUGACGACUAUGACGAUUUAGCGGCACAAAACCCAUUACAUUUGGCAGUUUUUACUGGCCACAUAGAUAUAUUCAAAUAUUUGUUUGAAAACAGCAAAAACACCGACAUAAAAGCUCAUAAAAACUAUUCCUUAUUACAUCUAGCAACACAGGACAACCACAUUGCAAUAGUAGAAUUUUUAGUUGAAAAAAAAAUUGACGUCAAUGUGAAAGCUGAUGAAGGUGUUACACCGUUAUAUAUUGCAGCUGAAAACGGAUUUACGACAAUCGUCAAAAUUUUAGUUGAAAAUGGAGCUGAUAAGAAUGCCAAUGACGAUGAGGGUUACACUCCAAUUUUUUUAGCCGCUCAACAUGAUCACUACGAUAUUGUUUCAUUGUUAUUGGACGAUACCAAUGUCAAUGUUACUACGACGGAUAAUAGCACUCCGUUGCACAUGGCAGCACAAAAUGCACAAAAUGGAAAUUCGGACAUUGCCAAAUUCUUAAUAAACAACAACGUCAACUAUAACGAACCACAGCGUGAAAACGUUAGACCUUUACAUGCCGCUGCGUCAAAAGGUCAUCUGAAGGUUGUUAAACAAAUUUUAUUCAAAAAAGAAGUAGAUGUAAAUAUGAAAUCAUCGAAAGGCAUCACUCCAUUACAUUUAGCAAGUAGAGGAGGUCAUUUAAAAGUAGUAAAAUAUUUAUUAAGAAACAAAGCUGACAUAAAUGCAAGAACGCUCGAAGAUCAAAAACCUUUAGAUUUCGUCGAUAAAGACAAACAUCCAAAUACUGCAGAAUAUCUUAUUAAGUAUGAACAUCAACACAGUUCAGAAUCAGAAAAACCGAGUACGUCUAAAUAA
Messenger RNA from Bradysia coprophila, 2946 nucleotides. RefSeq lists its product as uncharacterized. NCBI's taxonomy places the organism in Eukaryota, Metazoa, Arthropoda, Insecta, Diptera, Sciaridae. Gene Ontology annotation, molecular function: protein binding; ADP binding. The record is from RefSeq and is a predicted model, not a curated record.